GCGACCGAAAAAAUGCGUUUCGGAUUUCGAUUCGGUGUUCGCCAUUUUGAUGUUGGUGCUUAGUACCAUCAGAAUGAGCAAGUUUUAUUAAAUUCUAAUAAAACGUUAAUUUUGUGUGCAUUUGACAAAAGUGUAUCAUCCCUCUUUUGGGAUAAGAAAGUUGUAAAAUUAUGGAAACAACCUUGGAUGCGUCCUUAGUGGCGCAAUCCAUAAACUACCAUGGGCAGCAACUACAAAAAACGUGGGAGGGCGAGCGAGGCGAGGAAGAUCUUCCAAAGAUUGGCGUAGGUCCGUUGGAUUUUGCGGUGUACCAGUCCAGACACAAGCAUUUAACAUUUCAAGACCGUGGGAAGAGGCUCAAGUUACAUCAGUUUAUCGCUAAAGAAGCGAAUGCAUUAUUUGAUGCAUCGUUGUUGGAAGAAACCCCUUCGUCCUCCAGCUUAGGAGCUGACGCCGCUACGCCAGAAGACAAUUUGUUUGCAUUGAUGCCACCAUUUGAGACAUUUUUGAAUGUCGAUAAAACAGCCAGAUUAAGACAUUUUUUUGAUAAUGUGAAGACAGGAGAGCUUAUCAUAGGAGCUGUGAUCAACCGAACUGCCUCGGGAAUGAUGUUGAAGGUGCUCUGUACAGCUGGACCCACAUCUAGAUAUGUCGCUGAUAUCAAUGUUAAGGCUUUUUUACCUGUGGCAAAUAUCAUACCGGCAGUGGACAAGAAAAAUGUGUCAAGAAACUACCUGAUGAAUGACACUGUGUGCUGUGAAGUUAUUGAAGUUAUCCCAGACACAGACAAAAUGGUGUGCGGCAUGAAAGGCGUCACACGGGGCCCGGACGACCCGCCACCUAAGCCUCCUCUUGGACUCCUCAGCACUGACGAUUUUCCUCUAAUCUACAAGAAAACUAUGGAAAUGAAAGGAGAAAACUAUGAAGCCAUUUUGGAGAAGAGCCCUGGAUUCAAUAAUCCUAACUGCGUCCAAUACCUCUCUGAACUACUUGGGAUUUCCAACAUGCAUUGCACCAAUUUUUCAACAUUAAGGGGAGGAUUUUCAAUCACCGACUAUGCUGAUGAACUUCGUCAAGCUCAAGCAAGCAAAUGGGCGUUUAGGUCUGUAGCUGAAGGUAUUGAACACUUCAAAGCAGGAAGACAUUCAGAAGCAUUCCAAUGUCUUAACAAGGCAUUAAGCAUAGAUCCUAGAAACGUAGAAGGACUUGUUGCAAGAGGAGCUCUUUAUGCAAACAGUGGAACAUUUAAGAAAGCCAUAGAAGACUUUGAAACAUCUCUUAAGCUUAAUCCUAACCAUGCAAAUGCACGUAAAUAUUUGGGAGAGACCCUCGUUGCUUUGGGUCGAAGCUAUGAAGAUGAGAAUAAAAUAGCAGAAGCACAGAAGGCUUAUGAAGAUUGUCUUGCAAUAAUACCAUUCCAUGAAGAAGCUCAGAAUUCAUUAGAUUUUCUCAAGAGUAAGACAUCUACAACAAAGCCAUUGAUUGAGCCAGCUGAAUUACUGUUGCCAGGAUUGACAGGAGCAAAAUCAUUUGAAAUGAAAGAAACACUGAAACAGCUGUUAAAUUUAACUGAGAAGAAAGAAAAGAAAAAGAAGAAGAAACGUGGCAAAGGUAAAAAGAAAAGAUCAAGCAGCUCUUCGUCAUCAUCAAGUGAUUCAUCUAGUUCCAGUUCUUCUUCUGAGUCUUCAUCAUCAUCAUCGGAUUCAAGUGAAUCAGAAGGGCCAAAUCGCAAGAAAAAGCGUCGAUCGCAGUCAAAUAACAAGAGACAGCGAUCACUGUCGCCGCUCAGCAAACGCAUGGCGAUGCUCGGUGACUCUGAUUCUGCGUCGCGCACACACAACUCGCAGUUCAACCAUCCCUACGGGUACCAGCCGCCCCCGCCGCCCAUUGAUGAGCCCAGCAGUGUAACCGUGAGAUCGCAGGCCGAUAUUGAUUAUGAAUUAAAGGUACGAAAGUUCCUUGAAAUGACCAAGGAAGAUUCUGACUACGAAGAAAAAGUUCGCAACUUUUUAGAAGAAACAGCUCAGUAUAAACGCAAUCGUAAGAUGCAGGAAUUAGGUCAGCAGACACAGCCAGGAGCUGCCGAUCAUGACAAGAAGAAGAAGAAAAAGAAAGACAAAAAAAAGAAGAAAGAGUCGAAGCGGAAACGUAAGGAGCAGGAAAGAGAAGAAAAGAGAAAAGCGAAGUUGGCGCGAAUGUCCAACAACUCUGAGUAUAGUCUUCGUGAUUUAGAAAAUAUUGGUGACAAAAAACUAAGAGAUGCUAUAAGGAAAGAAUUAAAAGGAAAAUCGAAGAGAGACCUAAGUUCAGAAGGAGAAUAUGAGCGAAAACACACCGAAAAAAGCCGGAUAUUAGACGACAUGGAAGGCUUGAAAGAGCUGGAAUCAAAACUCAGCGCAUACCACGUAAUGGUGGAAAAGGAAGUUCUGGGAAAACGAGAUGGGCGCAGUUCGGCUAGUCCCAUCGAUCAAGCACCGCCGCCGCCGCUCGAUAAACCUAAAUGGAAGAUGUCUAUGAAUGCAGUUAAGGAACCGGGUGUAAAGAAAAAAGACACGCCGGUACAAAAGGGUUAUAAAGAGCGCUACGCAUUCGAAGAUAGUUCCGAUGAUUCACAAGAAGUGCGAUCUAAGCAAUCUCCUUCGAGUGGCGAUAAGAACGUGUCGGUGAGACGUGCAAUGGCCAUGAAAGAGCCCCCGCCGCUGCCCUCCGCACCGCCGCCCAAGCCCGGUCGCGAACCCGACCCGCCCGGCACCGAGCCCUCGCACGGACACCAGCACUCGCACCAGCAGCACCAGUCGCACACCUCGCACGCGCCGCCUGUCCGCAAAGGAAAUAUUGUUCUGGACAAAUUCGGUUCAUUCCGACUCGCGCAAGAGGGCGAGACACCAGUAUCAGUGGGUGACGGUCGACCUGAACAGUUUGUAACACGAAUCAAGCCACCCACACCGUCUGGGCGCAGACCGAGAUCGCCACCCUCGCCGCGGAGACAUUCUUCUAACUCAUCGGAUGAAGAUCGCCGUUCGCCAAAACGAUCUAGGAGCAGAUCCCGUCCACGCAAGUACCGCUCUCGCUCUGGAUCCCGUUCGCGCUCAGGCUCUAGCGCCAGCGGGUCCGUGGCAUCGCGCAGACGCCGCUCCGCUUCGCCGCGCUCGCGAUCGCGCUCGGACGCGAGGAGUUCGUACUACUCGCGAAGCAGAUCCCGCUCUCGCUCUGGCUCUAGAGACAGGUUCCGUCGCUUUGGUCGCCGAGGAGGUAACUGGCGUGGUCGCGGUGGUUUUGAACGUGGUACCUACUAUCGUCCCCGUUUCCACACGUACAACGGAGGCGGCAACCGUGGAAGAGGUAGAGGCGGCGGUGAUUUUCGCAGAGACGACGGGCGUCGAUUCCAACCAGAAUGGAGAGACAAUCGCUCAAGAGGUGGUAGGCCUUUCCGCCCGAGGAGGGGUGGCGGAGGACGUGGUAGACCAUUUAGGGGUGGCGGUUUUCGUGACUUCCGUGAUAGACGCGGGGGAAGAUAUUCCCGUUCUCGAAGCCCUGAUAGGACUCGUAGAUCCAGAUCCUACAGUCCCGAAAGACGUGAAAAGGAAAGAGACAGUCACCGUAGCGAAGGUGAAUACGAAGAAGAGAGAUACGUAGACAGAAAGGAGUAUGACGGUAAAUGGGCCGACGGAAAUGAACCCGAGCGGAAUCACGUCGAGGAAAAACAAGAGGAACAACCGCCCAAGGAGUAAACUGCAUCGUAAAAUAUGCAACCACGCACCACCGCCACCUUUCUUAGUUUAAGACGAACAUAUAGUCCCUUCAAUUUGAUUUUAAGGGUGCUUCUAAUAUUACUUGUACCCUACUAGCUGUAAAUAUAGAUACGAAAGGUCGUUAACAUAUGUUGAUUUAUGAUUUCAAUUGAUACAAUAAUUGCCUAUAUUUACUUUAAAAUAUGUAUGCUUGUCAAAGUAGUCCUAGUAAGAAUUUAGUUUAAUAUAAUCAGCUGAUGAAUCACUUAUAUAAGAACCAUUCCACAUUUAGGAUUUAACCGUUUUGGGUUUUGAGUAUUGGACACCGAUUUUGUGUGAAAGUGCAAAUUAAAUAAAUGUUUUCAGU
Messenger RNA from Nymphalis io (European peacock), 4098 nucleotides. Its product is annotated as tetratricopeptide repeat protein 14 homolog. NCBI's taxonomy places the organism in Eukaryota, Metazoa, Arthropoda, Insecta, Lepidoptera, Nymphalidae. The record is from RefSeq and is a predicted model, not a curated record. The transcript has 19 exons. The coding region runs from base 171 to 3731 and encodes 1186 amino acids. Gene Ontology annotation, molecular function: protein binding; nucleic acid binding.